AUGGGUUUUGCUGGGACUAAGCGAUGGGUUUUGAGAACUCGUGAUACAGUGGCGAUGGAGGAACACCUCCAAGAAAAUGGUGGUUUAAUAGGUAGUCCAGUUUCCAAGCAAAUACGGUUAAUAAUGUCAUCAUCAUCCAAGCCUUAUCCCAACUAUAUGGGGUCGGCUAAAGUACGGACAGCUGCAGUCCUUCAAACGGUGAAAUGCACUCAAAUGCGGACUAGGUCACCUUCUUCAAACGAGGGGUUUUACAGGAGAGUUCUUCCAUCUCCCCCUGCAAUUGAGUUUGAUUCAAUUCAAGGGAAGCAACUCUUUGCUGAAGCUUUUCAAGAAGGACACAUGGAAGGAUACUUCAAGUUGAGCCCUUUCUAUCAAACACAAUCUGAACCUGCAUAUUGUGGACUUGCCAGCUUGUCCAUGGUCUUGAAUGCCCUCGGAAUUGAUCCUGGAAGAAAAUGGAAAGGUCCUUGGAGAUGGUUUGAUGAAUGUAUGCUAGAUUGCUGUGAAUCUUUGGAAAAGAUUAAAUCUGAGGGCAUUUGUCUUGGAAAACUUGCAUGUUUGGCUCAUUUUAAUGGAGCAAAAGUUGAAGCUUUCAGGACUAACCAAAGCACUAUAACUGAUUUCCUUAAAUAUGUCAUGACAUGUACUUCUUCUGAAGAUUGUCUUGUGAUUACUACAUUUUAUAGACCACAUCUCAAGCAGACCGGAUAUGGACAUAUUUCACCAAUUGGUGGAUAUCAUUCUGGAAGUGAUAUGGUACUUAUCAUGGAUGUUGCUCGCUUCAAGUAUCUUCCUCAUUGGGUUCCUCUUUCUCUUCUUUGGGAAGCCAUGGAUACCAUUGUUGAAACAACUGGGCAUCGUAGAGGGUUCAUGCUUGUUUCAAGGCCCCAUAAGGAACCAUCUCUACUUUAUUCCCUGGGUUGUAUACAUGAAACUUGGAUUGCUACUGCAAAAUAUUUAUUAGAUAAUAUUCCCUUUCUAUUGAAAUUGGAGGAUUUCAAAGAUGUUCAGGAAAUUCUCUCGGUCACGUUUGUGUCACUUCCAAUCAACUUUUGGGAGUUUAUCAAGUGGGUUGAGGAAUUUAGAAGACGAGAAGAGAGGACUUCAGUUUUGAGCAGAGAGAAGAGAAGACUUGCUAUCAAGGACCAGGUAUUGGGUCAAGUUCAUGAGACUGAGCUAUAUAAACAUGUUACUAAAUGGUUGUCUUCUAAACACUCACACCAGAUAAAAACCACAUCUUCUAAUGAUGCUACUAGUUGCGAUGGAUAUUAUUUGGCUAGCAGUGAUAUUCUAACUGUUCUAUUAUUGGCUUUGCCUCCAUGUACAUGGUCCAAUCUUAAAGAUGCAGAGUUGUUGAAGGAAAUUAAUAGUCUUGUAUCAAUUGGCAGUCUUCCCUGUACACUUCAAAAGGAGGUACUGAACUUGAGACAACACCUUCAUUUUCUCAUAAGAGAUCUUGGUACACCUACCUCGUAAACCUUUUAUUUCAGCUCUUGAUCGCUUAUCUUCUGGACAUGACUCAAGUAUUGUUGGAUUAUUUUAACCAUUUUGAACACCAGAUUAAUUGAAGUAUAUAUAAUAUAUAUAAUGAAGACAAACAUGCCAUCCAAAAGUGUUAGCACUGCUAGAAAAGUGUCAGAAGUUAGGGAUCUUGCCAAUAAAUGUAUUGAGGAUAACAGGUUGGUCAUAUUAGAUGCCGUCUCUCACCUUCUUCAAGCUCUCAUUACUCUUUGUCGACAGGAUUAUAUUAAUGUUCCUAUAUUGCGUUUGGAUUUCUGAUUGUAUGUGUUGGGAUUGGAUGAAUUGUACUUCUCUUGGUUUGGGGCAAGGCGGGCUAUGUCUUUCCCUG
Messenger RNA from Nelumbo nucifera (sacred lotus), 1849 nucleotides. Lineage: Eukaryota; Viridiplantae; Streptophyta; Magnoliopsida; Proteales; Nelumbonaceae. The record is from RefSeq and is a predicted model, not a curated record.